UUAAACCUCCGGGCCACCACGACAGAUAAUCUGUUCACAAUCAAUUCAUACUUUAAAAUGAGAACGAUAACGAAUUGAUUGUAGUUGAUCUUAUCUAGAAGUUCAUUAGCAACUGAAUUAAAGUGUUUUGUUUUUAAUUCGCAUUUUGUAUUCAAGUGUUCAUGACGUGUAAACCGUUUGAAAAUGCUGAAUGGAAUAGUUACAUUUUUGCUCUUUAUUCUUGUUAAAAUGUGUUUAACACAAAACUCGAAUUAUUUUGGACAAUUAGAACCAUUUACACCGGAAGAUUUCAAUCAAAAACCUGUUAUUGAUGGCCCAGGGAUAUGCCACAGUUCAAAUAUUAAAUGUUUGGCGAAUCUAAAACCACACGAAGUAGACGUUUGUGCUUUCGUCAAAAAUGAGGGUUUGAUAGAUUUUGACUUCAUAUGUAGCAUUUAUUUCGAAAAUUGUGAGAGACAAACGAAAGCUGGUCACAACAUGAUGUAUUCGUACGGUGUUCGAAACGAUGAUGAUUUUAUUUAUCAAAACGGUCUAAUGCAUGAUUGUAAAUUUUACUUCAAAAUGGCAAAGAAUGCAGCACAUGCUGUUCAAAUUUAUUUCGAAGCCGGUGCGGAAGGCCCCGAAUAUUAUGCACAUGAAGGUGGCGAUAUGGAUCCAAAUAUAUUGGUUUGACAAUACACAGAUUUCUAUGAUAAAACUGUCGUAAUAAUUGUAAAAAAUAAAUAUUUAUUUAUUGAAAUUAAAUUAUAUUAAUCCCGUAACAGUUUCAAUAAGUCUCUCAUGACUUGGCUGCAUGGCGCUCACGACCAUGUUUAUAUGAAUGUUUUAUUACUCAAUCACGUCGAAACGGCUUAAGGGAUUGAAAUAAAAUUUGGA
Spodoptera litura is the source of this 876-nucleotide messenger RNA. The record is from RefSeq and is a predicted model, not a curated record. NCBI's taxonomy places the organism in Eukaryota, Metazoa, Arthropoda, Insecta, Lepidoptera, Noctuidae.